This is a messenger RNA of Amborella trichopoda, 1982 nucleotides long. RefSeq names its product Cytosol aminopeptidase family protein (gene LAP1). Gene Ontology annotation, cellular component: cytoplasm. The record is from RefSeq and is a predicted model, not a curated record. NCBI's taxonomy places the organism in Eukaryota, Viridiplantae, Streptophyta, Magnoliopsida, Amborellales, Amborellaceae. Gene Ontology annotation, biological process: proteolysis. Gene Ontology annotation, molecular function: metalloaminopeptidase activity; manganese ion binding.
CACGCCCUCUGAUACUAUAAAGUGGGCACGAAAAUGGCUUUUACAAAAACAGCAACUUGGGCUAUAUUUAGGCCUCCAUUUGUCCUGCGUUCUCCUUCUUUCUCUCAUUUUUCUCUCUCGUCUUAUUUUUCUCUCUCUUCUUCUAUUUAUUCUUCUCGUUCUGUUGGGCCUCUUUACUAUCGAAGUCGAUUGUUGUUGUCGAGGAAGGUUCAGAUGUCGGCUAUGGCGAACGUCAACUUGGGGCUCACAAAGCCUGCAACUGUUUCUUUGCCUGAGAUUGAUCUUUCAGUAAAAGACAUAGAUUUUGCAGAAUGGAAAGGAGAUGUAUUGGCGGUUGGUGUUUCAGAGAAAGACAUGGCAAGAGACGAGAAAGGAGCAUUCGAGAACUUGGUUCUUCAAAAGCUCGAUGGCUUACUGAGUGGCCUAUUGGCUGAAGCCUCAAAAGAAGAAGAUUUCACUGGAAAACCUGGUCAAUCAACAGUUCUUAGGUUUCCUGGUUUGGGUUUUCGAAGGGUGGGUCUAAUUGGUCUAGGCCAAGGGAGCUUGACCACUGCUACUUUUAAAGGUUUUGGUGAAGCUGUUGCUUCUUCUGCUAAAGCUGCUCAAGCAGCUAAUGUGGGUGUUCUUCUUGCUUCUUCUGAUUGUCUUUCUUCAGAGGCUAAACUGAACACUGCAUCAGCAAUAGUUUCGGGUACAAUUUUGGGUAUUUAUGAAGAUAAUAGAUUCAAGUCAGAGUCAAAGAAACCAGUGCUGAAGUCUUUGGAUAUUAUUGGUCUAGGGACUGGUCCUGAUAUAGAGAAGAAGCUCAAGUACACAGAGGAAUUUUGUUCGGGGGUGAUUUUGGCUAGAGAGCUUGUAAAUGCACCGGCCAAUGUGCUCACUCCGGGUGCAUUGGCGGAGGAGGCUCAAAAGAUUGCAUCCACAUACAGUGAUGUUUUGACUGCCACAAUAUUGAACGAGGAUCAAUGCAGGGAGUUGAAGAUGGGUUCUUAUUUGGGUGUCGCUGCUGCAUCUGCUAACCCCCCUCAUUUCAUUCAUAUUUGUUAUAAACCUCCAGGUGGGAAUGCAAAGACUAAGUUAGCCAUUGUUGGAAAGGGAUUGACAUUUGACAGUGGUGGCUACAACCUUAAGACAGGGGGAUCUUCCAUUGAGCUUAUGAAAUUUGACAUGGGUGGCUCUGCUGCCGCUCUUGGUGCUGCAAAAGCCAUUGGUCAAAUUAAACCUCCUGGUGUUGAGGUUCAUUUCAUCGUUGCUGCUUGUGAAAACAUGAUCAGUGGAACUGGCAUGAGACCUGGCGACAUAGUCACAGCUUCAAAUGGAAAGACAAUUGAGGUCAAUAAUACUGAUGCAGAAGGUCGGCUUACGCUUGCAGAUGCUUUGGUUUAUGCUUGCAAUCAAGGUGUUGAGAAGAUUGUUGAUCUAGCAACCCUAACUGGGGCUUGUGUGGUCGCACUAGGGGGAAGUAUUGCAGGAGUUUUCACUCCUAGCGAUGAUCUUGCGAAUGAGAUUUACUUGGCUUCAGAGAUAAGUGGCGAGAAGUUCUGGAGGCUGCCAUUAGAGGAGAGCUACUGGGAAUCAAUGAAAUCUGGGGUCGCUGACAUGGUGAACACGGGGGGUCGACAGGGUGGCUCCAUUACUGCUGCUUUGUUCCUAAAACAGUUUGUGGAUGAGAAGGUUCAGUGGCUUCACAUAGACAUGGCUGGUCCAGUGUGGAAUGAGAAGAAAAAGGGAGGCACUGGAUUUGGGGUCUCAACUUUGGUGGAAUGGGUUUUGAAGAACUCUUCUUCUUGAUCAUAGAGUAAAGUCCUAUUGCAUGAUCACUCAAUAAAGGUGCAGGUGGGGGAUUGAGAGACUGAGACUUUGUUCUGUUUUUUCACAAUACAAAAAGGGUUGAAUGAUAUGUGCUGAGGUAAAACAUUUGGUAGUUGUUUUGUUGGUUGCUUGAAAUUAUUUCUUUGAUAUAUGCUGGGUAAGUGGGUCAG